This is a messenger RNA of Corylus avellana, 2078 nucleotides long. RefSeq lists its product as uncharacterized. The record is from RefSeq and is a predicted model, not a curated record. Lineage: Eukaryota; Viridiplantae; Streptophyta; Magnoliopsida; Fagales; Betulaceae. Gene Ontology annotation, biological process: regulation of DNA-templated transcription. Gene Ontology annotation, molecular function: double-stranded DNA binding.
AUUCUGAAGCACAGGAACUAGGAAGAAUAGGUCAGAGGCCGCCAUUACCGUAAGGAAUUUUGACAUCUCCAGCUUAAUACCAAUCCAACCCUCGAGAGGAUCUCUUGAUAAACAAGAAGUGGUCUGAGGCUGAAUCGGACGGACUCGGUGAGUCAACAAUGUUUGCUUUUCUCUGUUCAAGACAGCUUCUCUUACUUAAAAGUAGGAGGUCCCAAUUGGGGUUUAUUCAGCAAAAUGCUUUCUUUAUUCUAAAAUCAUUCGCAUCGAUAGGGUUAUGUCAAUCUAAUGAAACACAACAAGAAGAGAAACAUUCUUUUACAGUGUCUUACCUCAUAAACUCAUGUGGGCUGUCCCCAAAAUCUGCUAUUUUAGCAUCCCAGAGAAUGAACUUUGAUCGGUGAGUCAACAAUGUUUGCUUUUCUCUGUUCAAGACAGCUUCUCUUACUUAAAAGUAGGAGGUCCCAAUUGGGGUUUAUUCAGCAAAAUGCUUUCUUUAUUCUAAAAUCAUUCGCAUCGAUAGGGUUAUGUCAAUCUAAUGAAACACAACAAGAAGAGAAACAUUCUUUUACAGUGUCUUACCUCAUAAACUCAUGUGGGCUGUCCCCAAAAUCUGCUAUUUUAGCAUCCCAGAGAAUGAACUUUGAGAACCCAGAGAGACCAGACUCAGUGCUUAAUCUUCUCAAAGAGAAUGGAUUCACCCCUACCCAGAUCUCCAAAAUUGUCAGGGUACAACCAAUGUUGCUUUUAUCUGAUCCUGAGAAGACCCUUUUGCCCAAGAUUGAGUUUUUCCGUUCUGUGGGGGUUUCGAGCUCUGACCUCUCUGAGAUUCUCUCUUCAAACCCAUUGUUGUUAGCAAGAAGCUUACAGAAACAACUAAUCCCCUCCUAUGAUUUCCUCAAGACUGUACUUCUUGUCGACGAGAAAGUCCUUGCAACUUUGAAGCGCGCACCACGGUCUUUUCUGUAUAAUGUGACAAAUAAUAUGACUCCUAACAUUGCACAUUUGAGACAACUUGGAUUGCCUCAAUCUACCAUUUCUUUCUUGGUAAGUAAUUAUCCUUCUGAAGCGUUCGCUAAGCAUACUAGGUUUGUUGAGGCUGUCCAACAGGUUAUGGAAAUGGGAUUCAAUCCCUUGAAAACGGUGUUUGUCCUGGCAAUCCAAGUAUUAUUGAAGAUGAGUAAACCAAAGUUGGAGUCUAAGUUGGAGCUUUAUAAGAGGUGGGGUUGGUCAGAGGACAUGGCCCUCUCAGCAUUUAAAAGGCAUCCAAAUUGUAUGCUUUUAUCGGAUGGGAAGAUCACGAAAGCAAUGGACUUCCUUGUGAACAAAAUGGGUUGGCCAUCUGCUAAUAUUGCUAUUAAUCCUGUAGUUCUAUUUUUCAGCUUGGAGAAGAGGAUAAUGCCUAGGUUUUCAGUUAUUCAGAUUUUACAAGCGAAGGGUUUGGUCAAGAAUGAUUUGUCCUCAGGAUCUUUCAUACUACCUAGUGAGAAGUGCUUUGUGGAGAAGUUUUUGAUCAAAUUUCAAGACGAUGUUCCUGAACUGUUGAAUGUGUAUCGGGGUAAGAUGGAUCUUAUGGAGGUUGGAAGUCAAUCUGAGAAUGCACGUGGUGCUAAACAGUAGUAACAUUUUGACUUCCAACUUAAGGUAUGUGGCGAUAUGCGGAUGCUUGAAAAUGACAUGAAUAUCUUUUACAUUACACAACUUUCACGUGGUCACCAAACAGAACAAAGAUAAAGAGGCAUCUUUUCCAUGAUGUGAGCAGGUGAUGAAAUGUCUAAAGACGAAAGCGAUUCAGAAUUGAUCGAAAAGAUUUCUGGGCGCAAGUUGUUAUUGGAUGUGCACAAAAGCCACCCAAGUCAUUUUCAGGUAAUCAUAAAGGGUCAUUUGGGAAUCCCCUCUCCUUUUAUGCCUUUAAUUCCUGUUCUGUUGUUAUUCUAUCAACAACUGCAUGGGUUCUAUAAAUAGACAUAAACUGGUGCUGAAGCUCCUCACAGCAGCAGCAAAGCCUUUUAACUCUCACCCCAAAAGCUUGAAGCUUCUUUACACACUCACAUUUCCAACUCUUUCUAACCUUCACAACA